AUGGACGGUAACCUGUUGUCCUUCAUGCUGUUUGGGGUGGUGGUGUGGCUGGUGGUGGCUGUGUGGUACUGCUAUGCUCCCUGUGCUGGAAGAACCAGGGAGAGGAAACUCACAUGGAGAGUUCAGAGGUUACAUCCUGCUGAGAUCACGGACAUCCUGUGAGAACAUGACAGAAAAGGGGAAGAAUACCCGCUGGGGAGCCAGGCCCAGCCAGUCAGAAUGAGUUUUCCCCCACAAAAGUGCUUUAUUACAGACAGAAAUACUCCUCAGUUUCAUCAGCUGUCCGGGUGGCUGGUCUCAGAUGAUCCUGCAGGUGAAGAAGCUGGAUGUGGAGGUCCUGGGUUGGCGCAGUUUACACUGUGGUCUGCGGUUGUGAGGCCGGUUGGACGUACUGCCAAAUUGGAGGCAGCUUAUGGUAGAGAAAUUAACAUUAAAUUAUCUGGCAACAGCUCUGGUGGACAUUCCUGCAGUCAGCAUGCCAAUUGCACGCUCCCUCAAAAUUUGAGACAUCUGUGGCAUUGUGUUGUGUGACAAAACUGCACAUUUUAAAAUGGCCUUUUAUUGUCCCCAGCACAAGCUGCACCUGUGUAAUGAUCAUGCUGUUUAACCAGCUUCUUGAUAUGCCACACCUGUCAGGUGGAUGGAUUAUCUUGGCAAAGGAGAAAUGCUCACUAACAGGGAUGUAAACAAAUUUGUGCUACAAAUUUGAGAGAAAUAAGCAUUUUGUGCGUAUGGAACAUUUCUGGGAUCUUUUAUUUCAGCUCAUGAAAACAUGGGACCAACGCUUUACAUAUAUUUUUGUUCAGUAUAAUAUAUAUUUGUACAUAAAUAUGAAAAAUGUGAGGGGUAGUUUAGAAUAUUUUAUUUCAACGGUAUAUUACUGUUACCCACUGACAUUUUGAAUAACAGCACCUCUGUCAUGCUGAUCCUCAACACAGGGGACCCACAGGGGUGCGUGCGGAGCCCCUCCUGUACCCCCUGUUCCCCCCAUGACUGCGUGGCUACGCACGUCUCCAACUCAAUCAUCAAGUUUGCAGACGAUACAAAAGUGGUAGGCCUGACUACCAACAACAACGACACAGCCUACAGGGAGGAGGUGAGAGCCCUGGCGGAGUGGUGCCAGGCAAAAAACCUCUCCCUUAACGUCAACAAAAUGAAGGAGCUGAUCGUGAAAUACAGGAAACAGCAGAGAGAGCACGCCCCCAUCCACAUAGAUGGGGCCGCAGUGGAGAGGGUCAAAAGCUUCAAGUUCCUCUGCAUGCACAUCACUGAGGAACUGAAAUGGUCCCUCCACACAGACACCGACACCGUGGUGAAACAGGCGCAACGGCGCCACUUCAACCUCAGGAGGCUGAAGAAAUUCGGCUUGGCCCCUAAGAUCCUCGCAAACUUCUAUAGAUGCACAAUCGAGAGCAUUCUGUCAGGCUGUAUCACCGCCUGGUACGGCAACUGCAGUGCCCACAACCGCAGGGCUCUCCAGAGGGUGGUGCGGUCAUCCCAACGCAUCACAUUGCCUGCCCUCCAGGACAUCUACAGCACCCGGUGUCACAGGAAGGCCAAGAAGAUCAUCAAGGACCUCAGCCACCCGAGCCACGACCUGUUCACCCUGCUACCAUCUAGCAGGCAGAGACAGUACAGGUGCAUCAAAGCUGGAACAGAGACUGAAAAACAGCUUCCAUCUCCAGGCCAUCAGACUGUUAAACAGCCAUCACUAGUCCGCCUCUGGCCAGUAUCCUGCCCUGCACCUUAGAGACUGCUGCCAUAGGUGCAUAGUCACGUUUACAUGAACACUAAUAAUUCAAUAUUAAACUGAUUAUGGUAGUGGGCUGAGUAUGGCAAUAGUCGUGUAAACACUUUACUCUGCUUAUCUUAAUCGGCAUUAGGUCAAAAUCGAAGUAAGCAUACGCUGAUUAAAACACCUGGUUUUCUGAGCAAUCUUUCAAAUGAUUAGGGUGUGUAAACAGCUUCAUGGGCGUUCCAGUGUGUAUUUGAUCUGCGCAUGUGUCAGCAUCCUCCCUCUUAUUAAAGCUCUGCUACUCGACCCGACAUUAUACACAUCAGGUUAACUAGGGUACGGGCAGGACUCAGCUAAAUUGAUCACUAACAUUUUGAAGCUGAGCCAUUUGCUCGUGCUCAGCUGCACAGUACAGUCAUUACUGACUAAGAUCAUAACAUGGUGACAAAAGUGCUUCAACCUCGUCAAAUAUAAGACAGGAGAGAUUAUUUCACAGAAAAUAAUAAUGUUCCUUGCGUUUUGUCAGAGUUUAGAGUGACGAAAAGUAGCUAACAGCAAACUGCUUUCUCAUGUCUCUUCAUUGAGACCAUAUAUACCAUAUAACAAGGCCGUUGACUUGUUCAAACUAAAUCGUCCUUGACCUAACUCAAAAUUUGGGACACAAAGAGGAGCUAAGGAAACACUGUUCACUAAAUUUGGCAGAAGCAAUCGGGCCUGGGUAGGGUAUGGCCUGAACGUUGUGGGCAUGGGUAGGGUAUGGCCUGAACAUCGUGGGCAUGGGUAGGACUCUGGCUUAAAAGUCAUGUCUGUGCAGGUCUCUACCUGUUAUGUGCGAGUGAAGUAAGUUCGGAAAAAACUGAAUGUUUUUCCAUACAAACUUUAUAUGUCCGAACUUAAAAUCAAAUGGUCUUCGCAAAAAUAACAUGGUCGUUGUGGUAGAACGUUUAUUUUCAUUGCCGAUUUUCUGCAUUUAUUUAAGUCCCAUCAGUUAGCCUGAUUUCAGAUGUGUCCAUGUAAACAGGAUUAUUAGAGAAAUCGUUCUUCCUGCAAAGCAUGUAAACAUUUAAAAACAAACUAUUAUAUUAAUCUGACUAUCCAUAAUAAUCGUAUUGUGUGUGCAUAUAACCGUACUCAUUGAACAUUGGUCACUAAUAAUGUUUAUUGUUCUGAAAUCGUUUCUGUAGUUAGAUACAGAUAAUGUUAGCAUUCCUGCAACAUUAUUCUGUUGAAAUUAAAUUUGAUCUCUGAGAAAUUAAGCUAAUUAAUUACUCACUUGUACAUCCUGUAUUCUCGACAUAGCUGUCCUGUAUAACUACUGCUGUACAUAACUAUUUCUUCCUUAGGCUAUAUUGUCUAUACACACCACACAUUUAUAUAUAUUCCGGACUCUGACAUUGCUCGUUCUGAUAUUUCUUAAUUUCUUGUUUUUUCUUGGGAUUAUUUGUGUAUUAGUAUUGUACUGUUAGACAUUUACUGCACUGCUGGGGCUAGAAACACAAGCAUUUCGCUGCACCUGCUUUAACAUCUGCUAAUCUGUGUAAGCGACAAAUAAACGUUGAUUUGCAGUAGCAAAGUUGACUUUGGCAAGGUAAAAGUGUAGACUUGAGUUCCAGGAUCCGGUCGAGUAAAAGUUUUAAUACAAAGCUUUUCAGGAUACAGGUAGUCAUGUAAAAAUGCAAAGGCUAACAGCACCAGAGGCUAAAAUGGAUGGUGUAACAGCCAUAGUUGCCAACAGCAAAUGGCUACAAAGACAUAAUGGCCCAAGACUAGUCAUUCUGAAUUAUACAUUAUAUAUGAAACCAACUGAUACAUCUUUCAAUUGAACAAUGAGAACAGUGAGUCAUUUGCUACUUUGAGUACAGAUGGAUGUUCAGUCAGUUCAAGGUUGGAUUGUCACAAGUUGAGGCCUGUGUCAUUUGGGGCACAGAGAAUGAUGGAAAACACCUGUAUACUUUUAGACCAUUUGAAGUUGUGAGUAAUUAAGCAGGUUACUCAUGAUAUGAUUGUAAGCAAAGAUGUGUGAGGAUAUGACAUCUUGGUAAUCUGGGUCAGUCCCCCACACCUCCUUCCUUGUAUAGUAUGAUAACAACAUGCCUCAAGUAAACAGUAGAUAUUGCCUAGAUACAUCCUGAAUGUUUGUAAUACAGUCUGAAAUGAGCAUGGUAUCGGAGUAGGGCCACUGGGUGCUAUAAAGCUCCAGUGACAUCUACGAUUGACUUUUGUCUCCCCCAUAUACUUUGGACCACCACUGUGCUCCACUACUGUACAGCGCUCUUGUUGCUGGCCCUGCAUAAAUGUCGCAACCCACAUGGCUCCAGAGUAUCUAUAAAUCACUGCUAGGCAAAUCCCUGUCUUAUCUUAGCUCACUGGUCACCAUAGCAACACCCACCCGUAGUCUGCGCUCCAGCAGGUAUAUCUCACUGGUCAUCCCCAAAGCCAACACCUCCUUUAGCCGCCAUUCCUUCCAGUUCUCUGCUGCCAUGACUGGAACGAACUGCAAAAAUCUCUGAAGCUGGAGACUCUUAUCUCCCUCACUAACUUUAAGCGUCAGUUGUCAGAGCAGCUUACCGAUCACUGACCUGUACACAGCCCAUCUGAAAUUAGCCCACCCAACUACCUCAUCCCUAUAUUGUUAUUUAUUUUGAUAAUUUGCACCCCAGUAUCUCUAUUUGCACAUAAUCUUUUGCACAUCUAUCAUUCCAGUGUUAAUACGAAAUUGUAACUAUUUUGCACUAUGGCCUAUUUAUUGCCUUACCUCCAUAACUUACUACAUUUGCACACACUGUAAUAUAUUUUCUGUUGUAUUUUUGACUAUGCUUUGUGUACCCCAUAUGUAACUCUGUGUUGUUGUUUUUAUCGCACUGCUUUGCUUUAUCUUGGCCAGGUCGCAGUUGUAAAUUAGAACUUGUUCUCAACUGGCUUACCUGGUUAAAUACAGGUGAAAUAAAUAAUAAAUAAAUAAAAAUAUAGCUUGCCCUGUCCUCCUCACACCAUACACAUAAUUGUUUUAUGGCUCAACUCAGAAUCGUAAUCAAGGGACUGUUAUGUGUAAUUACUAUGUGUGGUGUCUGUGGUGUCAUCCUCACAGCUUUUAUUUAUCUGCAAAUACAGAAAUAAGGUUUAGGGGUGUUGGUCUGAAGUUGUACAUUCCAAAUUGUAAGUGGACUUUAUAAAUUGGGUGCGGCUGUCUAUGUAAACAAUUUGAAAUUGUAAACAUAGCAGAAAGAAAUGUAUCUAAUAAAUAAAAAGUAUUUCUCACACCUUGUUUUGGUAUCUAAAAGGUUUCGCAUUGACCAUUGUUUUGCAGGCAUUUAUUUUUUAAUUCACGGAUUAAUUAGUAACUCAGUACUCUUUAGUCUUAGGCAGGCAGAGCUGUGACUGUUCCCUCACAGUGCAAAUACAACUUUGGACUCAUUAUUCCUGCAUGUGUAUUAUGUCAGAUUCCCUGAGAGGGAGUGUUGAGGGAGUGUCUCUACAAUACUGCAUGCUUAUGUUUUCAAGUCAGGUCCAUUCAAAUGCAUUCAUUAUAAUGGAUACACAGUGGCUACAAGAUGUUGGGAUAUUUUCACCAGGACACAACUGUUGUUAAAGCUCAUAAUAUUUCAUCCAUCUUCAACAGUGGCAUAUUUUUUGUCAAAGAGAACUCAGAGAAACAUAAUAGUGACUAAUCAUCCUCGUCAGGUUGUGAUCAGUUGAUACAAUGUAUCACUGAGUGAUGGUUAUGCUGUGCAACAAUGUAAUAAUGUUGUCUGACAAUGUAUUUGCAACUCCAGUAUCAUCAUGACAGCUAAUCAACAUGCACCAAGACCACCAUAAUUGAUCCCAUUAGUAUGACUGUACCACAGAUGUAUUUGACUGUUCUAUCCGUUUGAAAACGAGGAGGGAUUUGGGAAUAUUCCAAGUAGUGACUUCAUUUCCCGUAGUGCAUAUGGGCGUUGGCUUCUGCACUCUAGUAAAAGGUGUGGCCAACUGAAAACUCUUGACAACUCUAGCUCAGGUAAGGCGAAACAGCUUUUUCUGAUAUUUUACAAAUUAGAAAACAUAAAAAUGUCACGCUGUUGUUCAAGUUUAGUGAAGUGCGUCAUUUAGCAUACUGUGACUAUUUUUUUAUCGACUUAAUCAGCAAGAAUUAGUUUCGUUUCAGCUCUCGCCAGAUGGGAUACAAUUUCCGAAAAUAUUGGUUGUAUUUAAAACCGUUAAAACGUACGCAAUUGAUUUAGAUUAUAUUCUGAUUAAAUGCCUAAAGUAACACACUUACCGUAGUUCUCGAAAACCCAUCUCCUUAGGGUUUUCACUGGUUAACUUCGCCCACGGCUGACUCCAUGUGAACUACAAUUCCGAAGCUGUGUUUUAACAUUUAGAAAUAUAAAUUAAUUAAUAAUAAAUUGGUCAUUUAGCAGACGCUCUUAUCCAGAGCGACUUACGGGAGCAAUUAGGGUUAAGUGCCUUGCUCAAGGGCACAUCGACAGAUUUUUCACCUAGUCGGCUCGGGGAUUAGAACCAGCAACCUUGUUUUGAAAUAUCAAUAAUCAUUGCUUGCGAAAGUGUUUUCGAAACAUAUGGCCCUUAUCUUUGAUAUCAGCGAGAUAUAAUCUUUCAAAAUAAAUAAGAUACACAUACUGUAGCAGAUUUGCACAGGUUUAUAAACUGUUUGCCUCCAGUUGAGGAACUACACUUCCACACAGGUGUUCGGCGCAUAUUAGCUAGCUAAUAGGUACAGGUGGUCACCUCUGUCUUCCAAAAACAAGUGCUUUAACAUAGAGAUAUGGCCGUGUGGGAACACUAACCCUUACCCUAUAAAGGUGUGUAGUAAAUUAACAAUUUUUUAAUGAUUUCUUGCUGAUAUGAAAGAUGUGUUCCUUACGUUUCCAAAACCAUACUGCAAGCGAUGCGUUUUAACUUCUAUAACAAGUGUCGGGGCUCUUUACAAAAGUUCCCCGGGAAGAAGAUACCGUCACCAACUGGCACUAGAGUUAGUGUCUAUGAAUGGGCUAAACUACCCGUACUGUGGAAUGUGCAACGUUGCACUGUCAAUGAAGAUGGAUUUGGAAUUGCUGUACAAAUUAGGCCUAUGCAGAGCAUAAUCACAAAUACAUUUAAAUCUAUGAAUUGUUACCCUACUCCUCCUCAGUUGUAGAAUAUCCGCUGCAAUGGCCAAUGUUUGGGUAAGUUACCAGAUAUCACUCUACUUUCUGUAAAGGAAAUACAAUUUUACUAAUUGUUUUAGAUGAUAAUUGUUGCUUAUGUAUUCACAUCUGUGCCACUUCUCUCCCUGGCCUGUGUUUGUUAGCUGGUUUCCAAGUACCUCGACUCCUCCACGGACUUUUUUUAAAUGAACCUCAAGACUCCUUCGAGUCGCUAUGCGUCGAUACUUAAAAAUAGUCAAUUGUUCAACCCUUAACAUGUACCUAUAUUUGUCCUAUCUUGCGUGCCAUUCUUUGUUUGCGGAAAUCCAUACUUGUUAAUCAAAUAUACAACCACGUUGCUCUAAAAUGGCAACUCGGUGUGAAUGCGCAUGUGCCAAUUUAAUCUUAACAAGGAAACAGUCGGUGGUUGUAUUUGAUAAAGUAUGGAUUUCAGCAAACAAAGGAAGGCAUGCAACAAAGAGGUUAAAAAAUAGGUACACGGUAAGGGUUUAAGAAUGUACAUUUUUGAAUUGUCGACGCAUAGUGAGUCGGAGGUUCAUAAAAAAAAAAAAACUAGUCUGCUCUCAACUCCGUGGAGGAUGACUGCUUGUCUUUUUUUGUUGUCAAUAAUGAUACUCUGAUGGUAAACUGUACAUUUCCUUUUCAGGGUGACUUGGAUCUCCUUUUGGAUUCACCUUCCUCUUUGACAGUAACGGUAGGCCUACUAAGUUGUUAUACUUUUAUUUCAACCAUGGGCUAACUAAGUACCUUAAUGUAAUAAAAAACGAGUUUCUGCUGUUUCUUGACAUGUUUUUCUGUUUCUCAGUCCACCGCCCGAGGAACCAUUAAAGAGAAAGCGGGAUUCAAAGCAGCAGAAGAUGUAGUUGCUCUACGGAAGGCCAUAGAGGGAAUCGGUAGGAAUAUCAAUCAGUCCACCAUACACUCUAAGCCAGGGGUGUCAAACUCAUUUUAGCUCAGGGGCCACAUGGAGGAAAAUCUAUUCCCAAGUGGGCCGGACCGGAAAAAUCAUGGUAUAUAUAUAACUUAAAAACAACAACUUCAGAUUGUUUUCUUUGUUUUAAUACGAUCAACAUACAACAUAAAGCUGGAGCCUGAGGACAGUGUGUCCAAAAUAGUACAAGCACAACAUCACUAUUAAUCAUAAAACACGUCAAGUUUAUUUGAAAAUUCUAAAGAAAAAGAACACACAAACACACACUGCCUCAGUGAUUAACAGAACUGUUUCACAGAUCACAGAACUAUAUCAGGGUGUCAUUUCUCAGGCAAAAAUGUAGAUACAAAUAAUGAAAUCCUGUUCCCCAAACAAGUGCAAGAACCACAGUCAAGAAUAGGUUAAAUAUACAAAUAAAAUAAAAUCAAUUAAAAACAAUAGCACAUCAACAUAAAAACAUAUAAACUUAAAUCUGAAAGCGUUGCUCAAACUCCUGUAACAGUCCCGUUAUUUUAUCUUUGAACCGCUUCAUGUCUGCCACAUGUUGGGUCGCGCACAAAUUUUUCAGACAGGGGAAGUGAGCUGCAUCACCACCGGCAAGUUGCGUCUCCCACAAUGACAGCUUCAACUUGAAAGAACGUAUGCUGUCAUAAUACUGCGUGACAACUUUGUUGCGCCCUUGCAGCUGUUUGUUCAAGUUAUUCAGGUGCUCUGUACCAUCCACCAUAAAUGCAAGGUCCUGCAUCCAUUCUGUGGAAUGAAAUUCUAACACUGGUUUGCCAUUUUCUUCCAUGAACUGUUCAAUUUCUUCUCGUAAAUCAAAGAAACGCCUCAGCACAGCACCUCGGCUUAACCAUCUUACCUCAGUGUGGUAUGGCAGGCCAUAGAUGUGGUCUUUCUCUCUGAGAAGGCUGUCAAACUGACGGUGAUUCAGGCUUCUGGAUCGGAUGAAAUUAACAGUUUGGAUGACCACCUUCAUGACGUUAUCCAUCUUUAAUGACUUGCAACACAAAGCCUCCUGGUGCAAAAUACAGUGAAAAGUCAAAAAAUCACGUCCUCCAUUUGCAGAUUGCACUUUCUCUCUGAACUUUGUCACAACGCCUGCUUUUUUCCCGAUCAUUGAGGGCGCACCAUCUGUAGCCAGGCUGACCCUGUCCAGCGCGCCGACGAGUGCGGUAAAAAUAUCAGCUGCUGUCGUUGUAUCUGUCAUCGGCACCAACUCCACGAACUCCUCGGUGACGGUCAAUGUGUCAUCAACUCCGCGGAUGGAAAUGGCCAGUUGUGCAACAUCUGUAAUGUCCGUGCUUUCAUCAAUUGCAACCGAAAACGCAAUAAAUGACUUUACUUUUUGCUUCAACUGGCUGUCCAAAUCCACUGAAAGAUCGGAAAUCCUGUCUGCAACUGUGUUUCUUGUCAGGCUGAUAUUUGCAAAAGCCUGCCGCUUUUCAGGGCACACAAUCUCCGCUGCCUUCCUCAUGCAUGUUUUUACAAAUUCACCCUCACUAAAUGGUUUUGAAGCCACUGCGAUUUCAUUAGCAAUGAGGUAGCUAGCUUUCACUGCAGUGUCACUGAUGUCUCGGCUGUGAGUAAACACAGACUGCUGUUUCUUCAGACCCGCCAACAGUUCAUUCACCUUCUCUCAUCUCCGCUGUCCUUGAAAGUUGUCAUAUUUGUCGGCAUGAAGACUCACAUAGUGGCGACGAAGGUUAUAUUCUUUCAGCACUGCAACAUGCUCUGAACACACCAAACAUACAGCUUUCCCAUUAAAUUCCGUGAAUAAAUAGGAUGACCAUUUUUCUUGGAACACUCUGCACUCUGCGUCCACUUUUCUCUUUUUUGACAGAGACAUAUUGGGGCAAUGAGGGUGCCAAAGCACAUAAUGUUAAAAGUAGAAGCCGUAAUAAAUAUCGCGGGCAAAACAAAGUAGCUCAUUGGCUGCACGUGCUUGACCUACUUGCUCUGCCCCGGUAUAAACAGUUUGCUUGCUUAACACAAUUGCUAUUGCGCCAUCCAGUGGACGCAAUUGGAACAGCAUAUUUUAUUGAAAAAUUGCAGCGCAUUUUUGUACUUUACAAAAUUAUUAUUAUUAUUUUUUUUAUCAUCUCGCGGGCCGGAUUAAACCCGUUUGCGGGCCUGAUCCGGCCCGCGGGCCGGACGUUUGACACCCCUGCUCUAAGCUCUUCACUGUACUCUACCACAUAUCAACCUAGAAAUAACUUAUUUGAUGCCGCAUGAUAUGAAUUUUCACUUUGAUAGGAAUUUUAAUGAUCCAUGUAGCUCAGUUGUUUCAGCAUGGCGCUUGCAACGCCAGGGUUGUGGGUUCGAUUCCCACGGGGGACCAGUAUGAAAAUGUAUGCCCUCACUACUGUAAGUCGCUCCUGUGUGUGUGUGUGUGUGUUCAUGCUCCCAGGUACCACUGAGAAGACCCUGGUUGAAGUUCUAACCGGGAGGAGCAAUGCCCAGCGUCAGCUCAUCUGUAAAGCCUACCAGGAAGCUACCAACAGGGUAAAACUAUCCCUCUACUACCCUAAAUAUUAGCAGCAUGAUAGUUUUUAUAGAAUUUAUAGAGAACAUCUUGUCCAGAUAUCUCUGAAUAUUGCAUGAGUCAAUAUCCAACCCUGAUGUUGCCCUGUUGAUGACCUUUGACCCCUCCCCCUCAGACGUUAGUGGAUGACCUGAAGGGGGACACCCAUGGGGACUUUGAGGACCUGCUGGUGGCUCUGGUCACCCCUCCUGCUCUUUUUGACUGUCAUGAGGUCAUCAGAGCCACCAAGGUAAGGGACAUCUAUCUGUAUCAGGUAACUAUCUGAUACCAAACAUUACUGUGUAAUUACCAUUUAUCAUGUACUUUGUGAAUACCUGCCUGUUACACACACAGGGUGCUGGGACAACUGAGGAGACUUUAACAGAGAUAUUUGCCUCAAGAUCCAACAAGCAAAUCAAGGCUCUAUCUGAUGCAUACUUAACAGGUUAGUAGAGUCUAAUUAAUUAUCUAAACUAUCUUAGUUUUAAAGUUGCACUAUGCAUAAAUGUUUGCUAAAGCUCAAAUAGUUAGCGUCAUUUCAGUUUGUGACAAAAUAAGCUAGUAUAGUGUAUAUAAUCAUUGUGCCAUCUAAACCACUGUGAAAUAUAUUUUCCAUAACAAAUAUUGUUGUAUCAGCUGUUUGAAGCUGGUGUACAAAACUGAAAGUAAGCAAAAACAAAAACUUAAGAAUGGGAAGCAUAGAAAUAGCUCACGUAGAACAGAUCUACAACUUCUUACACUUGCUUUAAAGUAGAAUGAUUGAUCUAUAACCUAUGUGAAUUUGGUUGGUUGCCCAAAAAGUUACAUAUUGCCACUUUAAUUGGUUGUCAACCAUCUAUUAGUUGAAUACUAAUAAGGUAUUGUAUUUGACCACAGAAACUGGGAGAGCGAUGACUCAUGACCUCAAGUCUGAGAUAUCUGGGGACUAUGCUACAACACUUCUCAUCUUGGCUGAGGUAAAAUGAGAACUUUAUUGUCCCCAGGGGGAAAUUGUCUUGGACAUACAAGUCACAGGGGUAUUUCUGUUUAAUAGGUUUUUCAGCUGCUUGUGAGCUGUAACUCUUAGAUUACUUUUUCAACCUUUCUGUUCGGUGUCUGUCAUUUUAAGGGAAAACGAGAUGAGAGUACGAAUGUGGACCCAGCUAAAGCUAAAGUGGAUGCUAAGGUACAGUGAGAUAUGAUGAAUUUGUCAACCAUGCUCAGUAUUUCACUGGUCUUGGUUUUAAACUUCCUGGGGAGUGACUCACUCAGACGUCCUGCCAAACACUUGUCAUCGUGAAGUGUGUACCUUAAUGUAAUUAAAUAUAUUGGUUUGUUCGUCUUCCAUAUUCUCUCUCUCUCAUGCCAAUGCAUGAUAGUGCCUAACAAGUACUGUGCUGUCUGUGUCCCUGUCCCUCCCCUCUCUAGGCCCUGUACGAGGCAGGAGAGAAGAAGUGGGGGACUGAUGAAAGCAAGUUCAUUGACAUCCUGUGUCACCGGAGUGUUCCUCAGCUGAGACAGAGUUAGUAACCUUGGUCUAGCAAAGCACUGUUGGACACAAUACUGUAAUCUAGUCUUCUGGAUGAUGAUGAUUUAGUCUAACGGGAUCCGUUUCUCUCCCUCCCCUUACAGCACUAGUGGAGUAUAAGGCCUUGAGCAACAAAACUCUACAGGAGAGCAUUGAGAGGGAGAUGUCAGGGAAUCUAGAGGAUCUACUGGUGGCUAUUGGUACGAAGGACUAAUCACAGUACUUGUUCGUCUGGUUGCCUAUCACUCUCAAAGAUGUCAUGCACUGUUCUGUUAUCGCUAACAAACCCUUUCACUUUCCAGUGAAAUGUGUGAAGAGUGUUCCUGCCUACCUGGCUGAGAGACUUUUCAAAAGCAUGAAGGUGAGCACAAUUCUUCUUGUUUAUGCAUUUUAAAAAUUGUUUUGUUUUUGAGGCAUCAUGCUGCUCAUGCACUAUUCUCCACCCACCGAGCCCAACAGAUUACAAGGUCAUAGUGCAUGGUGCCUAGCCUGAUGUCAGAUCUGUUUGUGCUGCCUUGGCAACUCCUAUGGUCAUUUUCAUGCCAAACUGCACAUUAAUGGCCAUCUGAUUUUACAAGACGGCCCGAACAGAUCUGGGACUGUUGUCCUUUUUUUGCAUUUCUUCAAAUGUGCUUACAUGUUUUUUCUUUUCAUGGCAUCAUGCAGACAUGGCAUUUCUUCUAAUCCAGUGGGUUCCAGUGGUGUAGAAUGUUAAUCUGUGGGGUUUUGGGAUUAAUCCAGUGGUUUUGUGUCCAGGGUGUGGGGACCACAGAGUCCACUAUGACCAGGAUAAUGGUUGGCCGCUCGGAGAUGGACAUGCUGGACAUCAGGGCAGAGUUCAAAAAGCUGUUUGGCUGUUCUCUCUACUCUACCAUUAAGGUAUGUGCCGGUAAAUCUGGCUGACUGGUAACAUACUUAUCCCAUAGAAAAUUGACCCCAAGAAAUGUAGCUAUCUUUUACAGGAUGAUUGUUUUGACCAAUUAGUUACAGUGCACUUUUUCCACAUUUUGUUACGUUACAGCCUUAUUCUAAAAUGGAUGAAAUUGUUUUUCCCUCAUCAAUCUACACACAAUACCCUUUACUAAGUACUUUGUUGAAGCACCUUUGGCAGCGAUUACAGCCUCUAGUCUUCUUGGGUGUCACACUACAAGCUUGUCACACCUGUAUUUGGGGAGUUUCUCCCAUUAUUCUCUGCAGAUCCUCUCAAGCUCUGUCAGGUUCGAUGGGGCGCGUCGCUGCACAGCUAUUUUCUGGUCUCUCCAGAGAUGUUUGAUCGGCUUCAAGUCCGGGCUCUGGCUGGGCCACUCAAUGACAUUCAGAGACUUGUCCCGAAGCCCCCCCCCCCCCACAGCAUGAUGAUGCUGCUGCUGCCACCACCAAGUCUGCCUACCCAUGUGAGAGACGCAGACUCGGUCUCAACCUUUAAGUCUUUACUGAAGACUUAUCUCUUCAGUAGGUCAUAUGAUUGAGUGUAGUCUGGCCCAGGAGUGUGAAGGUGAACGGAAAGGCUCUGGAGCAACGAACAGCCCUUGCUGUCUCUGCCAGGCCGGUUCCCCUCUCUCCACUGGGGUUCUCUGCCUCUAACCCUGUUACAGGGGCUGAGUCACUGGCUUGCUGGUGCUCUUUCAUGCCAUCCCUAGGAGGGGUGCGUCACUUGAGUGGGUUGAGUUACUGACGUGGUCUUCCUGUCUGGGUUGGCGCCCCCCCUUGGUUUGUGCUGUGGUGGAGACCUCUGUGGGCUAUACUCGGCCUUGUCUCAGGAUUGUAAGUUGGUGGUUGAGGAUAUCCCUCUAGUGGUGCGGGGGCUGUGCUUUGGCAGAGUGGGUGGGGUUAUAUCCUUCCUGUUUGGCCCUGUCCGGGGGUUUCUUCGGAUGGGGCCACAGUGUCUCCGGACCGCUCCUGUCUCAGCCUCCAGUAUUUAUGCUGCAGUAGUUUAUGUGUCGGGGGGCUGGGGUUAGUUGGUUAUACCUGGAGUACUUCUCCUGUCUUAUCCAGUGUCCUGUGUGAAUUUAAGUAUGCUCUCUCUAAUUCUCUCGUUCUCUCUUUCUCUCUGAGAACCUGAGCCCUAGGACCAUACGUCAGGACUACCGGGCAUGAUGACACCUUGCUGUCCCCAGUCCGCCUGGCCUUGCUGCUAUUCCAGUUUCAACUGUUCUGCCUGCGGUUACGAAACCCCUACCUGUCCCAGACCUGCUGUUUUCAACUCUUAAUGAUCGGCUAUGAAAAGCCAACUGAGAUUUAUUCCUGAUUAUUAUUUGACCAUGCUUGUCACUUAUGAACAUUUUUUGAACAUCUUGGCAUGGUUCUGUUAUAAUCUCCACCCGGCACAGCCAGAAGAGGACUGGCCACCCCUCAUAGCCUGGUUCCUCUCUAGGUUUCUUCCUAGGUUUUGGCCUUUCUAGGGAGUUUUUCCUAGCCACCGUGCUUCUACACCUGCAUUACUAGCUGUUUGGGGUUUUAGGCUGGGUUUCUGUACAGCACUUCGAGAUAUUAGCUGAUGUAAGAAGAGCUAUAUAAAAUUGAUUGAUUGAUUCACUGUAGGGAGAGUGCCAGUUUUCCUCCGGAUGUGGCACUUGGCAUUCAGGCCAAAGAGUUCAAUAUUGGUUUCAUCAGACCAGAUAAUCUUGCCUUUUGGCAAACUCCAAGCGGGCUGUCAUGUGCCUUUUACUGAGGAGUGUCUUCCAUCUGGCCACUCUACCAUAAAGGCCUGAUUGGUGGAGUGCUGCAGAGAUGGUUGUCCUUCCAGAAGGUUCUCCCAUCUCCACAGAGGAACUCUAGCGCUCUGUCAGUGACCAUCGGGUUCUAGGUCACCUCCCUGACCAAGGCCCUUCUCCCCCGAUUGCUCAGUUUGGCUGGGCGGCCAGCUCUAGGAAGAGUCUUGGUGGUUCCAAACUUCUUCCAUUUAAGAAUGAUGGAGGCCACUGUGUUCUUGGGGACCUUCAAUGCUGAAGACAUUUUUUGGUACGCUUUCCCAGAUCUGUGCCUCGACACAAUCCUGUCUCAAAGCUCUACGGACAAUUCCGUCGACCUCAUGGCUUGGUUUUUGGUCUGACAUGCACUGUCAACUGUAGGACCUUAUAUAGACAGGUGUGUGCCUUUCCAAAUCAUGUCCAAUCAAUUGAAUAUACCACAGGUGGACUCCAAGCAAGUUGUAGAAACAUCUCAAGGAUGAUCAAUGGAAACAGGAUGCACCUGAGCUUAAUUUCGAGUAUCAUAGCAAAGGGUCUGAAUACUUAUGUAAAGAUAUUUCAGCUUUUUAUUUGUAAUAAAUGUGCUAAAAUUUCUAAACCUGUUCGCUUUGUCAUUAUGGGGUAUUGUGUGUAGAUUGAUGAGGAAAACAAUUAAUUUAAUCAAUUUUAUAAGGCUGUCAUGUGGAAAAAGGCAAUACUUUCCAAAUACACUAUAACUGCUGAUUUAUUUUAAUGACUGCGGAAUUCAACAUGAUUGGAAUUGAUUUAUUUCCAACCGUACCUCUAUCCUGUGAUUGGUCAUUUGGUCAACCAAUCUGAUCUGCAUGCGAUUGCGAAUGAGACCUUUAAUUGUGAUUUUGGGAAUUUUAUGUGGCAUUUUAUUUAUUGCGUGGUCAGUCGUAAGUGUCCAGUAACGUGCUGAAGAUUCUCUGUGGAGGAAAUAGCGAUCGACUCCGCCCCCUGCCUGAGUUGCUAAACCCGCUUCCAGUGGGAGGAGUUACCCGCAGGAUACUCUCUGAUAAGCAUCGCUACUCUGCUUACCUCCGUCCCAUGUUUCACCUGCUGCUGCCCCAACCCUGUUUCUGCCUCCGAAUGACAAACCUCUGAGUGAUAUAUGAGACUGCUAUUCUGUUAUUUAGAGCGCAGCUUCACUCACUGCAAUCAGUACCACUUUCCCUUGCUGCUUCAAUGGACCAUUUCACAUGUCUAAGGUCCGGAUCAAUAAGUCCUGUUAAUAGGAUCUGUGAAAUUGAUCAUACUCUGUAUCAUAGCCAUGUAACAGUACUCUCCAUCCCUGUGUUCAAUUGUAGUCUGAUACUGCUGGAAGUUAUGGACAAGCUCUGCUGAAGCUGUGUGGUGAAGACGACUGAUAUUAAAGUCCUGUCUACUCGGCAUUGAGGAGCCUCCCACCGAAGGAUCAUAACAAUGUGAAGGCUGCAGUGUACUGCACAGGUUAGAUUUGUUAUAGACACACUCUCUGUGUUAUCCUGAAAAACAUGGAUAUAUGUUUGUUUCAAUGUUCACAAAGUUUGACAUUGGGAUGUGUAACCUGGAACACGUAACGUCUUCAGACAACCCAGCCCAGACACAUUCCAGGAUUCCUUAGCCAGAGUCACCUAUUUCUGUUAGAUGUAUUUCCAACUUUUACAUUCCUGAAUGCAUUUUAUUAGGACAAACCUUUAUUGGUAUACUUGCAUAAGUAUUAUCCAAAUUAUUAUAGAUAUCAGGAAGGAAGGUAUUCAAUCUGUUCUUGUAUGAGAAGUAGUAUUAAAACAGUUUACUAACA
This is a messenger RNA of Coregonus sp. 'balchen', 16320 nucleotides long. The record is from the annotation of a GenBank genome assembly. Lineage: Eukaryota; Metazoa; Chordata; Actinopteri; Salmoniformes; Salmonidae.